AUGUGCCACAAAAGAAGCAAAUCCUCCCUAGCCCCCUUCCUAACCCCCUUCCUAGUUUCUCCCUUCUCACAGCUCCCGAGAUUCCCCAAAGCCAUCAUGACUCAAUGGAUCGGAUCCCUAACCAGCCAGAACGGCGAUUCUCUGGCUGGUGUAUUCAUGAUCAACGGUGAGCCAUGGGUAUUCGAGAAGAAUGCUCGCGGCCAACCGGCGGUUCCAUUUCAACGGGCCCCUGCAGUCGUCAAUAUUCCUUGGAAGGAGCUCGAAAGCAUCCGCCAGUCCCUGCAGAGUCGUGAACCUUUUACCGCGACUAUUAUGGGCUCUACUAUGGAGAUUGUUUGGUCUAAUGGUGUGAGAAUUACUGCCAAUGUGCCCCAUUGCGAUACUUAUGGUUACUUUUCGGGAGAGGGUGGCUGGCGGACACAGUGA
Messenger RNA from Penicillium roqueforti, 426 nucleotides. RefSeq lists its product as uncharacterized. Lineage: Eukaryota; Fungi; Ascomycota; Eurotiomycetes; Eurotiales; Aspergillaceae. The record is from RefSeq and is a predicted model, not a curated record. The coding region runs from base 1 to 426 and encodes 141 amino acids. The transcript is spliced from 2 exons.